CUAGAAAGGUUGUCAUCAUACCCCGACGUUGGCAUAACAUAAGUCUUGAGUUUCUUUACAGUCGUUCUACGCACUUUUUCAACAGACAGAGCAUGAACCUUUUAGAGAAUUAGCUAUAUUGCCACGUAUUUUCAAUAAACAUCUGUCUUGCGACUACUUUUACCCCGGGGAAAAAUCUAUGCAGAGGCUGCACCUUUGAAAGAUGGGCUCUGAAAACGACUUUGGACCAUCUGUGAUCCUCUCUGAUGAUCCACAUGAAAUAGGAGGUCUGAUAAAUUCUGAUGGCGAAGAAGUGGAUUUCUCAGAUCUCAGAGUGAAAGCUCUCUCUGGUAUUGUUCCUGCAGAGGCCCUCUCAAAGAAAUUUGAGCAGAGUGAGAAUGAAAAACCGCCUUCACUUCACAGCUGCUCAGUAUGUGGGAAAGACUUCCCUUAUGCUUCUAAACUUCAACGCCAUCUACGUACUCACUCAGGAGAAAGGCCUUUCCCCUGCUCUAUGUGUGAAAAGAGAUUUCCUGAAAAGGGGCUUCUUAUGAUCCAUGAAAGAGUCCACACUGGGGAAAAGCCAUUCCCAUGCACUUUCUGUGAGAAAAGAUUUGCCAGUCAGGGGGAGCUCCGGCUGCACCGGCGGACACACACUGGCGAGAGGCCGUAUCACUGCUCCAUCUGUUUGAAGAGCUUUUCUCGUCACUGGCACCUGAAAACGCACUUGGAAGCGAUGCACUCUGAGGUUGUUGCGGGCUUUACCAGGAAGAAGUUUCCUUGUUCAGAUUGUGACAAGAGCUGUAACUCAGCAGCUGAGCUGAGGGAUCAUCAAAGGACUCACACUGGAGAGAGGCCUUUCCAGUGCUCAUUCUGCGACAAACGGUUUGCUUUGUCAGGGACCCUUGUAAGACACGAGCGUCUGCACACCGGCAUCACGCCAUACCACUGCUCUGACUGUGGCAAGACGUUUGCACAGCAGUGGACCCUGACUACGCACAUGCGGACUCACACUGGAGAAAAACCGUACAGCUGCACACAGUGUGAUAAAUCCUUCGUUGCUCCAGGAGAGCUUCGGAGGCACACCAGGAUUCACACCGGAGAAAAGCCGUACACCUGCACAGACUGCGGGAGGCACUUCUCACUGGCAGGAACUCUCAGAAACCACAAGCGGUCAUGUAAUCAGAGCAAGAACGAAUCUGUCCCUGGUGUUGUCUCAGGUGAUGUUCAAGCUUCCGUUGAUGAAUCAUCCCAGCAAGGCCUGGCCAGCAACACCAACUGUAAGGUGUCUGACUGCCAGAGUCUGCCUGUUGCAGCUGAGCCCCCUUCCUCAGAGGGUUGUAAAUGUGUCAAAGCAGCUCAGCCUGAAAUUAACCUGAGAGAACCAAGAGACCAGCCAGAGGACAGCGUUUCCACACCUCAUAUGAAUGUAAUAGUAAAAGAAGAAGAAAACGAGGAACCUUUAUGUGAAGAAACUGCAAACAUGGUGUCUGGUGGUGAGGACUGCAGCAUACCAGAAGAAACUGAAGAGCUGAACCAGGAAAAGGAGACAGAAAUGAGGAUUACAGUAAAGGAGGAAGAGGAGGAACCGGUCAACAUGUCCAAAGAAAAUCCUGAUCACAUGACAAGCAGUAAAAAGGAUGGUGUUUCUUCACUGCCUGUACAAAAACAGUGCAACAGCAAUUCAGCAAAGAGCUCAUACUGCUGUGGGCUCUGCGGAAGAGACUGUCACAAGAUGUCGGCACUUCAGAUUCACAUGCGAAUUCACUCCGGAGAGAAACCUUAUCAGUGUGCUCUGUGUGGAAAACAGUUCACCCAAAAAGGCCAACUCAAGGGACACUAUAAAGUCCACACAGGUGAAAAACCGUUCUCCUGUCCAGACUGCGGUAAGAGCUUCGCCCACUCUGGUGCCAUGAACAGACAUCGGCUUACACACACUGGGGAGAGGCCCUACCACUGCUCCUUGUGUGACAGGAGCUUCAACCAGUCCGGCCGCUUGAGGGAACACGAGAAAAUUCACUUUGGGGAGAAGUUUGACUGUCCUGAAUGUGCAAAAAGUUUUACACGUGCGUCAAGUCUCAAGAAUCAUUUCAGGCUUCACACCGGCGAGAGGCCUUACGGCUGCGACAUCUGCGGUAGAGGCUUCAGCCGCUCGCAAAGCCUGAGGCUCCACAGACGCAAACAUGAUCAGAUUCAGACUGAGAUGGAGUCCUCAGUGACUUUGAAGGAUGAUGAAUUCUCACAGAGCGAUGACGACUCUCCAGUUAACAUGUGCAUAGCAGACAAAAAUGACUGAUGUAUUUAGAUAACCAGACAUGUAUUAGUAUAACUACAAUAUUUAAGUAAAAAAAAACAUGAACUGAAGAGUAAGGACCUAUGUCUGUGAAUAGAUAAUUAACCUCAUAUGAUGUGGUUCAUAUGAAAAGUAUUGAAGUAUUUAACAGCAAGUUAACAAAUAAAAAACAUGUAAGUUAUUGUCCUGCCACUAUACUUGCAGUUUAAUUCACAAUGAUCAGACCAGUAUUCACAUAAAAAACAAGUGUUAUUAAAUCUAAAUCUAUAUCAACUACUAGGAUGAUGAAUCAUAAGUUAUAUUUAUUUCUCAUUCUUGUGCUAGAUAUGUUUGACCAUUGCACAUUUAGAGUAUUAUGGUAGUACAAAUGUCUUUUUUAUUGUUUGUGAUUUAAAUUUGUCCAUGCAGUAUUUAUCAUAAAACGAAUUGUGUAAUCUGGAUGUUGGACUGACAACUACAUGUUUGCUUUAAGUCUUAAGGUGGGAAUUAACCCUUUCAGACCUAAGGGUUUUUUUUUAUCAAACUGUACAAUAAAACCUUUCUGCCUCAAAAGAAACUAACAUUUGCUAACAAUUGAGUUCAGAACUUUGGUUUUCAUUGCCAAUUUAAGACCAAUUUUAUGUUAGUGUAAAGAAAUGUUUUUUGUAUAUUGAAAGUUAUGUUACACUAACUUUGCUUCGAGCUUGAAAGGUAGAAACACACACACUGCAUUAGGUCUCAAUGGGUUAAAUAGUGUAAGGUUUGGGUGAGGUUAGAAUUUAUGCUGUGGGGAAAUUUGGCUUGUAAUGAAAUAAUGUGGUAUGUUACAGAUGUUCACCAAAACAGAUUUGCCUUAGUAGGAACAUAUUUUAAUCUGUUUUGUGUAGCAGUUAUGUAAAACCUAAAUCAGGAGUGUUUAUUAUCACCUGGUUUUGACAGCUCCAAGAGGCCAUAUAACCAUUGUGAGUAAAGAAUCGUCCUCUAAGCCUGUGAUAUGAGAAGAAAAUCAUUUAAAGCCAUGUAGAUGGUUUAAAAAAUAUUCAGUCUGCCAAUGUCUAACGUAUGGGACGUGUUAAGCUGAACAAUAAAAAAAUAUGUAUUAAACAUUGUAUUUAACUUGUGACUGUUUGAUUGCAAGUUUAUACUGAACUGUGAACUUCUGAUACAUAAACUUAUAGA
Molecule: messenger RNA, 3430 nt
Organism: Melanotaenia boesemani (Boeseman's rainbowfish)
Lineage: Eukaryota; Metazoa; Chordata; Actinopteri; Atheriniformes; Melanotaeniidae
Product: zinc finger protein 2 homolog
Exons: 6
Coding region: 203-2275 (690 amino acids)
Cellular component (GO): nucleus
Source: RefSeq, a predicted model, not a curated record